AAAUCUUAUCAGCUGUCUUCUGUCAUACAGUUUUGUGAUCUUUAGAAUCAAAAUGGCGGUCCUAGCAGCAGCCGCUUUGUUAGAUGAGCUAAUGGGAAGAAACCGCAAUAUUUUGCCUAAUGAGAAGGUAAAAGAGCUCAAUUGGGAGGACAGCGAAUAUUGCAAGUACUUCUUGGUGAAGUUCUGCCCCCAUGACCUGUUCGUCAACACGAAAGCCGAUCUAGGAAGCUGCCCCAAAGUGCACGACGAAGAAGUGCGCAAAUUAUUCGAAAAAUCGAAAGGUCACAGGAAAAUACAGUACCAGGAGGAGUUUAUUAGGUUCUGCAGUAACAUGGUAAACGAAGUCGAACGGCGUAUACAGAAAGGGCGUCAACGUUUGGCGUUAAACAAUAAACAGGAAAUACCGCCUUCGAAUCCGGCCCAAAUCCAACGUAAUUUAGAACAGAUUAACUUAUUAAACGAAAGAAUAAACGGAUUGGAAAGGGAAGCCGAGCAAGCCGGUAACGAUGGCAAUGUCGAGCAGGCUCAACUUAAGGACGAACGUGAUACUCUAAAGAAACAGAACGAAAACGGCCAUUGGAGUGCAACCGCCGAACUGGCAGCCGCUCAAGAAAAGCAGAUGGAGGUUUGCGAAGUUUGUGGCGCAUUUUUAAUCGUCGGAGAUGCGCAACAGAGAAUUGACGAUCAUUUGAUGGGCAAACAACACGUUGGGUAUGCGAGAUUAAAAACUGCAGUCGAGGAAAUUACGGGAGCUGUGCAGUCCGCCCGGGACGAGAGGCGAAAUAUUAAAGAUGAGCGCAAAGAUAAAAAGGAGGGGGAUCGAGAUAAAAUGGAACGGAAAAAGGAAUUUCGUGAUCGAUCUGAACAUAGGUCUGAGAGGAUGUCGACGGAGUGGCGCGAGAAGGACAAGAAGGACAGAGUGGAGAGACGUGACAGAGAUCGUGAAAGGGACAAACGCGAACGAGACAGAAAGCAUAGGGACCACGACCGCGAUUCCGGGAGAGACUCGAGAAGUUCACGUCAUUCUCAUCGUCAUUAGUUGUUAUUGACCAGUAAGGCCACUCCACUCAGGUAGGUGGUAUUCUUAUUGUUAUUCUGCUUCUUUUACAGCCUGACAGCAGGUUAGUGAUGUCUUCCCGUUAAUUACUCAAUUUCGAAAAGAUGGGGUUACACUUUUUCGAUUACAUGUUUUUCAUAACCCCAGCUUGGAGAAAUACAUGAAUUUUUUCUGAAAGCACUAAACGCACCUAAACGCAUUUCGUAAUUAAAAGUGUUUUUGCGAUGUGCUUAGAGCUUUCAAUUUUGUAUUAAAAUCCAUUUCCAAUAUAGUGCAACAUCGGAUCAUCCACGCUCAUACAUUCUGUUUGUUUUUUUGUUUUAUUUUUUAAUAAAAUUGUUGGUUUAAAUAUCUGGUCUUACACCAUUAGUUGAUGUUUUCAGCGGUAGCAGUCGGUCGAGUAAUGGCCAGACAGAUAUUCGAUUCUUAGUUUCGUACGUGCCUUUUUAUUGAGGUAUUUAUAGUAUUGACAUUUGUUAUAUCUCUCUCUGACACCAUUUGUUUGUUGUAUUUCCUGUUGCAAUCUUCUUUAAAACAUGAGGUAUUUAUAUGUAAACCGAGAUGCAAAUAUGCUUUACCUUUUUGUAUUUUUUUUGUUUUAUGUGUAAAUUUAUUUUUUUAUCGAGAGAAUUUAAAGCAUAUUUGCUGUAAACUCUACCUCCUCACAAUAGCCCGGUGCCACAAACUGCCUUGACAAUUAUCACACUUGGAUCUUUGCAGUUGACACAGCAAAACAGGUGAGCCUAUCAAAUCAAGUUACAAUGGUUACAGUGGUCGACUUGGAAAAUGGUUUCCGCACCUUUUUAACUAUGGAUAUUUGCUUCAAGAUUACGAGGUGACACUUUUGUUUUUUUUUUAAUAUGCUCACACUGUAGUUCAAUUAAAUUUGACGUAUUAUUUAUUAGUUUCGAAACGUACCUAUUUAUCGAAUAAACGUUCUGUUUAGUUCUAGAAAUGUUCAUGAUAUGUGUCCUUUAACCAAAAUAAAUACGUGCAAAUAUA
Molecule: messenger RNA, 2059 nt
Organism: Photinus pyralis (common eastern firefly)
Lineage: Eukaryota; Metazoa; Arthropoda; Insecta; Coleoptera; Lampyridae
Product: luc7-like protein 3
Biological process (GO): mRNA splice site recognition
Cellular component (GO): U1 snRNP; U2-type prespliceosome
Molecular function (GO): mRNA binding; protein binding
Source: RefSeq, a predicted model, not a curated record